AUGAAUAUUCUUUAUUAACGCAUAUACAAUUAGUUCUCAAUUAUUGGUCCCUCAAAUUUAACUCAACAAUUCCAAGACAUCUAACCAGACACAGAACAUAUAACCAACAUUAUUGUCGUUGUAGGCACUCAUGAAUGUAAGAAAAAAGCACAUCAUUUAAGAAUCAAUGAAUAACUCCUCCUGAAAAUAGAAAAAGAUUCUACCAAACCUCCCAUUACAGAUUUAUCAUUCUACUACUUAGAUGUUCAUGAGUCUAAUUUAUAGUUGAAUAUCGACUAUAAUAUCUGCACUAUCUAAGAAGACGAUUCAAAAUGGCAUUAUUAGAAUGGCAAUUUAGAUUUUACCUAUGAUCUCUCCAAUGUAUUCGGUUACCAAACCAACAAUAAAACAGCCUUAGUACUCUGUUAGAGUGGAUGA
Molecule: messenger RNA, 417 nt
Organism: Paramecium octaurelia
Lineage: Eukaryota; Ciliophora; Oligohymenophorea; Peniculida; Parameciidae
Source: the annotation of a GenBank genome assembly